Messenger RNA from Magnolia sinica, 4068 nucleotides. RefSeq names its product protein OBERON 4-like. Bases 309 to 3806 code for a protein of 1165 amino acids. Gene Ontology annotation, cellular component: nucleus. The transcript is spliced from 2 exons. Lineage: Eukaryota; Viridiplantae; Streptophyta; Magnoliopsida; Magnoliales; Magnoliaceae. The record is from RefSeq and is a predicted model, not a curated record.
GGCUGGAGUUUUCCCUUCGUCUCACGUUCAAAACCUGCAACUGCCCCUUCUCUGGCCGGAAAAAUCCGAACGGAAUCCCCUCUCCCCCUCCCUCUCCCCCUUUUUUUUUUUUCGGUGCUCUUUUCCGGUGAUCUUCCCCCGAAAUCUCCCCAUGCAAUCAGGUAUUCUCUCUUCCUUCCCUCUAGGGUUUGAAACUCUACUUCUUGGGGUUAAGGUUUUCAAAAUCUAGGGCUUACGGGGGGAAAAAAAGGAAAAGGCUAGGGUUUGGAAGCUUUAAUCCUUUAUAUUUCCGUUUUCUUUAAAUUUCGAUGAAGCGACAGAGAUCGUACGGCGAAGAUCUCGCCGCCGUCGGUGACAAGGGUGUUCUUAAGGAUUGGGGACGGAGGGGCCAAGAUCCGGACCGUUCGUUCGCUCACCGUCGAUUCUGUCCGAAAGCUGAUGGUGGACGGAGGGGAUCUUAUGAUCGGUCUCUUGACGAUGAUCGAGAGCUCGGGAGGCCCUCCUGGAAGCGGUUCGACCAUGAAUCCGAUGGUUUUGAUCGGAGGAAGGGGUUUGAUCGGUACGAUCGGAUGAUGCCAGCUUCUUCCCCGCGGAACGUCUACUGUGGGCCUGAGAAGAUUCACCGAUCUGAAAGCUUUUCCAGGCGAGACUUUCCGAAAGGGUUUCGGUCAUGGAGGGAACCCACGUUGCGGAAGGAGAACGUCUCGUCGUGGCGGAGAUCAGUUGGGAAUGGCGGGAAAGAUGUCGAUGAGGAUCCGAGGAGUGGGAAUCGGGUCGGGUCUGAGGAUAGAGGGAGUUCAAGGUCGUCUGCUGGGUCUAGAGAUGUUGGGAAGUCGCCGCCAUGGUCUAAGGACUCCAGUGUUGAGCAGUCGAAGAGCAUCGAGUUGGAGAAGAUGGAAGAAGCCAAUGGGGAGAGCAAUAGGGGCAGUGAAAUGGAAGAAGGGGAGCUUGAACCCGAUCCUGAACUGAAGCCUGAGCAAGAGCCACAGAAGGAGGCAGGGUCCACGAAAUGUCAGACAAGGUCAGGAAUGAAAAUGGAGGACGCGGAAUCAUCCGAUGGUGAGAAAUUGGAGAUUGAGGGAAAACAGGAAGACGAAAUGUUUGAGGCAGUGACAGGAACAAGUAGGGCUGAGGAAGUCAAUGAGGUGCCAGAUUGUGAGGUUGACACUGCAGUUGAAUUGCUUGAGAGGGACGAAGAUGUUGAAGCUAAGGGAAGCAGAGAAAAGGAUGAAAAUGCCGAGGAAGAAUGCACCGGUUUACCUUCCCCUUACCAUGAACCUGAAAGCAGGAGGAAAGAGGAAAUCAAUGAGGAAAUAAGUAUUGAGAAACCCUUGCCUUUGGAGGAGGAACAGAAACAAGGAAGAAGCACAGACCUCGGAAUCAAAGCAGGGGGUGCUAAUUUGCCCAAUCCAAAUAAGGAAGCUACAGAAGAGAAUGACACACCCAAGUUACCUUUGAGGUUGAUGACAGAUGAGCUGACUGAUAAAGGAAAGGACAAAGGUAAAGGACUGGCCGUUUCAACCCCCGAUGAAGGGAAUUCUAUGGAAGUUGGUGGGUGGAUGACAAGAGAUUUGAUGGUGGGCAGAGAUGAUGUUAUGGCAGGACCGAGCACUGGGAGCCUUGAGUUAUUUUUAUUCUCCGAUGUUACAAGACAGGAGAGUAAAAACCAUUCAGGUGACAGUCAGAACAAGGAUGAGAGGUUGAGAAUGGAGCCACUCGAAUUGUCUCUUGGUUUGCCAGGUAUUUCAAUAGCUCCUGCUUCCCACAAUCCAGUCGAAGCUCCCAAAUUGCCAAGCCAUGCUCCAAAUUCCCCUACUCAUGGGAGAAGUGUGCACUCUUUGCCUACCACAUUCCGUACAAGCUCGGAUGGGUUUACUGCAUCAAUUUCUUGUUCAGGUUCGCAGACAUUGUUCCACAACCCAAGCUGCUCUCUCACACACAACUCAUUUGAAAACUAUGAACAGUCUGUUGGCAGCCAUCCUAUAUUUCAAGGAGUUGAUCAAGUUCCGCACAUCACUCGGCAUGGUCAGUCCUCCAAUGAGCCAAAAUGCAAAGAAAUUUCGUUGUGUCCAAGGAUGCUACAGAAUGGGAACGGGGCUCGUCAUGCUUCUCAAGCAACACGGGGCAGGUUAAAUUCUCAAGCUGUGCAAGGGCAGUAUGUGAAGGUGUCAGAAGGAAGUACUGGAAUACCUAAUGGCAUGGAUCAGCGGUUGAUUCUUUCAAGGCAAUUGUCUGGACAAUUGAGGCAAGAUGAUGUCAAGUCCCCCCCACACAGUGUUGGUUCCCAUGAAACUAGAUCAGAGCAUACGAAGGAUAGGAAGCAGGUGAUGAGAGAGAGUAACAGUGGUAGUCUAUUGACGAUUGGUCAGAGGGAAACGGGACAGCUUGUUCUGAAUGGCACUAAUGUUUUUGAGAGAAUAAUUGCUGGCAUUGUAUCAGAACCAAUACAAAUAAUGGCUGGGAGAAUCGAAAAAAUGACAGAUCAGUCCAUAUCAUCUCUAAAGGAGAGCGUUAAUGAGAUAAUACAUAAUAGAGAUAAGCACAAGCAAUUACGGGCAUUGCAGGAAGCACUUCAAAGGAGGUCCGACCUUACACUGGGGGCAUUAAUGAAUUGUCAUCGGGUGCAGGUGGAGAUCCUUGUGGCUCUUAAGACUGGCCUUCGGGAUUUCCUUCGGCCAGACUAUAAUAUUCCAUCUUCUGUUUUAGUCGAGAUUUUUCUGAAUUUGAAGUGUAGAAAUCUUGCGUGUCAGAGUAUGUUGUCCAUGGAUGAAUGCGAUUGCAAGUUCUGUGUGCAAAAGAACGGAUUCUGCCGAGAUUGCAUGUGUCUUGUUUGCUCAAAGUUUGACAUGGCAUCCAAUACUUGUAGUUGGGUUGGCUGUGAUGUGUGUUAUCAUUGGUGCCAUACGGAUUGUGGGUUACGGGAUUCUCAUAUCAGAAAUGGGCUCAGUGUCAUGGGGGCUCAAGGAACGACUGAGAUGCAGUUUCACUGUAUUGCCUGCGAUCAUCCUUCUGAGAUGUUUGGCUUUGUGAAGGAAGUCUUCAAAACUUGUGCACAGGAUUGGAAGGCUGAAACGCUUUCCAAGGAACUUGAAUAUGUGAGGAGGAUCUUUCAUGCCAGUGAGGAUGCAAGAGGAAAGCAACUGCAUGACGUUGCUGUUCAGAUGUUGGUGAAACUGGAAAAUAAAUCCAAUCUUACUGAGGUCUACAGCAGUAUCAUAUCGUUCUUAACUGAAAGUGAUUCCAAGUUUGGCAACAGUCCUUCCACCAUUUCGGUAAAGGAGCUAUACCAGACGAACCCAGGAGAAGGAAGCAAUGGCAUAGUUGGUCCAAGCCAGGAAGCUGCAAGGCUGAGGUAUGCCUCAACAGAGAAAGCUCGUGCGGGGGAAAAUUCAGGUAGCAUUCUUCCCAGGUUUGAUUGGGAUCGGAUGGGUAAUCAAACUGGGGUCCCAGAGUUGCAACCAAAGGUCGAAAAGAGGCCUGUUGUGGAUGAACUAGAGAGCAUUGUGAGGAUCAAACAGGCAGAGGCUGAAAUGUUCCAGGCACGAGCUGAUAAUGCAAGAAGAGAAGCUGAAGGCCUGAAACGUAUUGCAAAUGCAAAAAAUGAGAAGUUUGAACGAGAGCAUGCGAUCAGAAUAAGCAAGUUAUGCUUGGUUGAGGCUGAGGAAAGACGCAAACAAAAGCUGGAAGAACUUCAAGUUUUAGAAAAGGCACACCUCGAGUACUUUAAUAUGAAGAUGAGGAUGGAAACCGAUAUUAAAGAUCUGUUGUUGAAAAUGGAAGCUACAAAGCGCAACCUUCAUACAUGAUGACACAGCAGUAGACAUUAUAGAUCCGAGGCAACUGUACCUUUGUAGGGUAACCUCUUGGCCUGAAAGUUUAGAUGCAGAUUGUAAGUUUUGGUCUUGGUGGUUUAGGGUUUAUAUUGGGUACAAUGAGGCUGUCAGAUUAGUUUCUUUAUUAUUUUCUUUUCGUCCCACUAACUAAAGUCUGUACAGAGAAUACUCCAUCUAUUUUGAAAUGGUUGGUUCCCACAUGAUGCAAAUUGAAAGAGGAAUAUUGGUUCACUAA